Rotaria sp. Silwood2 is the source of this 813-nucleotide messenger RNA. Lineage: Eukaryota; Metazoa; Rotifera; Eurotatoria; Philodinida; Philodinidae. The record is from the annotation of a GenBank genome assembly.
AUGACAAUGUCGAGUAAUACUACUAAUACUCCACGUUUAACAAUGACAAAUGGUUCAAUAUCUCAACAAAAUCAUCCAAAUACAACAACAACAGCAACUAUGCCUAUAGUUCGUUCAACGAUUGAUGAUUUUCGUGAAAUUGUACGUGAACAAUCAUUUAUUAUUCCAAAUAAUACAGAUCAUGAUUCAAUCGAUGUACCUAUAAAAAAGUAUCCACCAUUACCUGAUAUUACUGUACCAAAUAAUACUUCAAUGAAUAGUACAUUUUUUCGUACAGAAACAAUUCUAACACAACCUAAACAAACUGAAUCAAAAAAACAAAUUUUUAAUCAUUUUGCUCCAACAACACAACGAGUAUAUUUACCAGCACUUAAUAAACGUCAUAUGUUACCUACAGUUUCAGAUGUUAUGGAUCUUGAUGAAGAUUUACCACAAUGUACUACAAAUACAGCAUAUCGAGCAGCAACAUACACAUCACCUGGUGAUCGUAUUAUAUCACCAAUAAAACGUCCAUCGGCUCCAUCACCACCUGCAAGUGCACAAAUAAAACGACCAGGUCAAAAUGCAUUUGAUGGUGGUGAAGACGAACAAGAUGAAGAACAUUGUUCAGGUUUAGAAGAUGAUGAAAGUCAAUUUUUUGAUGACGAAUAUUAUCGUUAUCAUCAACCUAUGAUAAUGAAUCAUCGUCGUAUUAAUCAUUAUACUACUAAUAAUCGUCAUCCACAAACAAUGGGAAAAAAUCCAACUAUAAUUAUUAAUGAUGAAUAUGAUGAUUCUGCUCAUCCAUUAGAUUCAAAUAAUUUUGAACCGUGA